Rhinichthys klamathensis goyatoka is the source of this 4001-nucleotide messenger RNA. It is a transcript of the gene cmn, whose product is annotated as calymmin. The coding region runs from base 53 to 3700 and encodes 1215 amino acids. Lineage: Eukaryota; Metazoa; Chordata; Actinopteri; Cypriniformes; Leuciscidae. The record is from RefSeq and is a predicted model, not a curated record. The transcript has 57 exons.
AGGUAAAAAGAAUGGCUACCGAGCACCGUCUUAUGGGGGCUACAGCAAUUUAAUGGGCACUCAUCCCCAAAAAGGAGCUGGUCUAGGUUAUGGCACUGGAUCUGCUGCUAUUAAGGGACAAAACUCAAAUCCUGGAGUUUCUGCAGGAUACACCAAUGGUGGGGCGACCAAGACACAAAGAAAACAAGGAUAUGGAGGAUAUCCUAAUGGGGGUGCAGCUAACCAACCUAAUACAGGGUAUCCCAAUGGUGGAACCAAGGGUCCUAAACCAGGAUAUGGAGGAUAUCCUAAUGGAGGUGCAGCUAACCAACCUAAUACAGGCUCUUCUCUUCAAAAUAUGGGGUAUCCCAAUGGUGGAACCAAGGGACCUAAACCAGGAUAUGGUGCGAUAGCUGGACCCUCAAAUGGACAAGGAUCCAAGCCUAAUGGAUAUGGAGGAUAUCCUAAUGGAGGUGCAGCUAACCAACCUAAUACAGGCUCUUCUCUUCAAAAUAUGGGGUAUCCCAAUGGUGGAACCAAGGGACCUAAACCAGGAUAUGGUGCUAAAGCUGGAUCCUCAAAUGGACAAGGAGCCAAGCCUAAUGGAUAUGGAGGAUAUCCUAAUGGAGGUGCAGCUAACCAACCUAAUACAGGCUCUUUCCUUCAAAAUAUGGGGUAUCCUAAUGGUGGAACCAAGGGACCUAAACCAGGAUAUGGUGCUAAAGCUGGACCCUCAAAUGGAACAGGAGCCAAGCCUAAUGGAAAUGGAGGAUAUCUUAAUGGAGGUGCAGCUAACCAACCUAAUACAGGCUCUUCUUUUCAAAAUAUGGGAUAUCCCAAUGGUGUAACCAAGGGACCUAAACCAGGAUAUGGUGCUAUAGCUGGACCCUCAAAUGGACAAGGAGCCCAGCCUAAUGGAUAUGGAGGAUAUCCUAAUGGAGGUGCAGCUAACCAACCUAAUACAGGCUCUUCUCUUCAAAAUAUGGGAUAUCCCAAUGGUGGAACCAAGAGACCUAAACCAGGAUAUGGUGCUAAAGCUGAACCCUCAAAUGGACAAGGAGCCAAGCCUAAUGGAAAUGGAGGAUAUACUAAUGGAGGUGCAGCUAACCAACCUAAUACAGGCUCUUCUCUUCAAAAUAUGGGAUAUCCCAAUGGUGGAAACAAGGGACCUAAACCAGGAAAUGGUGCUAAAGCUGGACCCUCAAAUGGACAAGGAGCCAAGCCUAAUGGAUAUGGAGGAUAUCCUAAUGGAGGUGCAGCUAACCAACCUAAUACAGGCUCUUCUCUUCAAUAUGUGGGGUAUCCUAAUGGUGGAACCAAGGGACCUAAACCAGGAUAUGGUGCUAAAGCUGGACCCUCAAAUGUACAAGGAGCCAAGGCUAAUGGAUAUGGAGGAUAUCCUAAUGGAGGUGCAGCUAACCAACCUAAUACAGGUUCUUCAGUUCAAAAUAUGGGAUAUCCCAAUGGUGGAACCAAGGGACCUAAACCAGGAUAUGGAGCUAAAGCUGGGCCCUCAAAUGGACAAGGAGCCAAGCAUAAUGGAUAUGGAGGAUAUACUAAUGGAGGUGCAGCUAACCAACCUAAUACAGGCUCCUCACUUCAAAAUAUGGGGUAUCCCAAUGGUGGAACCAAGGGACCUAAACCAGGAUAUGGUGCGAUAGCUGGACCCUCAAAUGGACAAGGAGCCAAGCCUAACGGAUAUGGAGGAUAUCCUAAUGGAGGUGAAGUUAACCAACCUAAUACAGGCUCCUCACUUCAAAAUAUGGGGUAUCCCAAUGGUGGAACCAAGGGACCUAAACCAGGAUAUGGUGCUAAAGCUGGACCCUCAAAUGGACAAGAAGCCAAACCUAAUGGUUAUGGUGUUCCUGGCUAUAUGUCAAAAGGACCAUAUAAAGCAGCUAAUUCAGGUUAUAUGCCUGUAACAACUGGAAAACAGGGUGUUUCCAGUGGAAAUGGACCUAAAGGAGAGAUUUUAAGCCCUGAAGGACAAAGUCAUCUCUCGGUAACAUCUAACACCAAGGGCUUUUUACCACUAUCUGGACGUGAGCCAAAUACAGGAUUACUUCCAGAACAAACUAAAGACCUUUCACCAGUUCUGCAACAAACAAAGGGACAAAAUCUUCAUCCACAGGGCAAAGCCCCCAACUCUAUGGCACCUUGGCCUGCUUCAAAGCCAUUUAUGCAAGGUCCCGGUUCAUAUAAACCUAGUAAAGCUUAUAAACCAAAACCAGUUGCAACAGUAGUCCCUCAAUCAGUCUCUGCAGAAUCAGCUCCCAUUCCUCAAACAUCACAGACAGUUGCACUAGAGCAGGAACAAGUCCUUUCACAGCAACAAAACAUAAGGCCAGUGUUACCACAAUCCAGUAUUUCUUCAAGGGCGCCGUUAGUGCCAGGAUCAGCUCAAUCAACUCCAGAGAUGCAACAAUCCAAGAUUCAAUCAAACAAGCCUGUGCCUCAAAUGAAGAAUCCAAUGACAAAUCCUGAACUCACUCGUCUAGGACAACCAAAUGGACAGAUGCAGGGAGCUAUACCUUCAAAGCCUGAUUGUGGACCUGGAGGACAACCUAAUGGACAAUGGGUCAAACUUCCAAGUCCUGGGUAUCCAAAUGGAAAGGGAGCAGUUGCAUCACAACCAGGCUUUGGAGCAGGAAUGGGUGGUUAUCCAGCUCAUGGUAUAAACAAUGGCUACAAAGCAGGUUAUGGAGGCUAUGGAAACAAAUUGAAAAAUCCAGCUGGACCACAAGGUGAGCAACCAACAGGAUUUAAGGGAAAAUCUCAAGCGAAAUAUGGAAUUGGCGGACUUCCAUUUGGUGGUUCCCCCAAUGGAUAUCAAACAAACCCCUCUGGACAAUAUGGUAAUGAUGGUCAGCGCUAUGGAGCCAAACCCUACAAUCCUAAAGCGUUAGGAAAAUACGGACAUGGUAGUUUACCGUACAACUCUCAGCCUUUACUUCCUGAAUCUGUUGCCAAGUCCCCUGGUAAAUAUAAUUUUGGAGGGUUACCCUACAAUGGCCAGCCACUUGGAUAUGGACAAAAGGGUCUUCAAUAUGGUGGUCAGCCACUUGAUCUCAGGCCUGAUGCUGUGUCUGGAAAAUAUGGUGAAGGUUCUCCAGAAUCCCUGUAUAAUCCAGAAACACUCAGUUUCGGUGGCGAUGCUAACUAUGGUAAUCCAGCAGUGUCAUAUGAACUCCUUGGCCCAGUGACUGAUGGCCAGUCUGUUGAUGAAAACAGAAGCCUGGAGGCUUUGCAUCAAGGUCCUGAGAUUGACGGACAGAAAUCCAUUGACCAAUAUGGAGAUGGAGAGGUUCCACCCCAUCCUGAUGCUCCAGAAGCUGGAGAUGCAAAUGCAGAACCCAUUGAGAAAUAUGGAACUGGGGAUUAUACAAAUGGAAGAGUACAACCAGAAGUUGUCUCAUUCCCUGGUGUUCCCACUGUGGGCCCCGCUCCUCACAUCCCUGCUGUCACCUCAUUAGACGCCACCCUUUCACUGGACGGCUCCUCAACGGUCCCAGUCUCUGUGCCUGAUGUGUACGCUGUUCCUGUCUCACCCAUAAUCCCUCAGCCUGAGCUGCCCACUCUAAUGCUGCAGCCCUCACCACAACAACAGAUCCACAUCCAGCAGCACCUCAAGUUCCACAUCCAGCCCAAUGGAGACUCGCAGACAGGAAAGGAAGGCAAAUACAAAUUGAGUGGAUUCUUUGGAAAUAAAUACCAAGGAUAAUUUUGAAGUGGAAGUUGUUGCUGCAAGAAUGUGUAUCUUCACUUGAUUGCUCUUUUUUUUUACACAAUGUUUCUGUGAAUGUUGUACAUUUUCGGUCAUUUUAUUUGAGUAUUUUGUUCUCCUUGUAUUUUAAUGUAUUGUUAAUAUUUGUUACCUUGCCAUAAAAAUAAACAGCUGCUUGUACAAAUAAAGACAUUUUAGAUGAAAUAUAAUUAUAUCUGAUGCAUCUUUUUUCUUUUUAAAUUCCAUAAUUCCAAAUAAAUCCAUGUUUCUUGUAUUUUAUGUUUUAUGCAUUUCCGUU